Lagopus muta (rock ptarmigan) is the source of this 1284-nucleotide messenger RNA. RefSeq lists its product as uncharacterized. Lineage: Eukaryota; Metazoa; Chordata; Aves; Galliformes; Phasianidae. The coding region runs from base 85 to 1284 and encodes 399 amino acids. The transcript is spliced from 2 exons. The record is from RefSeq and is a predicted model, not a curated record.
UAAAGCAAUGGUGGCUACCAAACAUGGCUGCUGGGCUACCAAACAUGGCUGCCGGGCUGCCAAACCCAAUGGUGGCUACCAAACAUGGCCGCCGGGCUGCCCAACCCAAUGGUGGCUACCAAACAUGGCUGCUGGGCGACCAAACAUGGCCGCUGGGCCGCCAAACCCAAUGGUGGCUACCAAACAUGGCCGCCGGGCCGCCAAACCCAAUGUUGGCUACCAAACAUGGCUGCUGGGCGACCAAACAUGGCCGCCGAGGUGCCCAACCCAAUGGUGGCUACCAAACAUGGCCGCCGGGCCACCAAACCCAAUGGUGGCCACCAAACAUGGCCGCCAGGCCGCCAAACCCAAUGGUGGCUACCAAACAUGGCUGCUGGGCUACCAAACAUGGCCGCCAGGCCGCCAAACCCAAUGGUGGCUACCAAACAUGGCCGCCAGGCCGCCAAACCCAAUGGUGGCUACCAAACAUGGCUGCUGGGCUACCAAACAUGGCCGCCAGGCCGCCAAACCCAAUGGUGGCUACCAAACAUGGCCGCCAGGCCGCCAAACCCAAUGAUGGCUACCAAACAUGGCUGCUGGGCUACCAAACAUGGCCGCCAGGCCGCCAAACCCAAUGGUGGCUACCAAACAUGGCUGCUGGGCUACCAAACCCAAUGGUGGCUACCAAACAUGGCUGCCGGGCCACCAAACAUGGCCGCCAAGCUGCCCGACCCAAUGGUGGCUACCAAACAUGGCCGCCGGGCCACCAAACCCAAUGGUGGCCACCAAACAUGGCCGCCAGGCCGCCAAACCCAAUGGUGGCUACCAAACAUGGCUGAUGGGCCACCAAACAUGGCCGCCAGGUCACCAAACCCAAUGGUGGCUACCAAACAUGGCCGCCGGGCCGCCAAACCCAAUGGUGGCUACCAAACAUGGCUGCUGGGCUACCAAACAUGGCCGCCGGGCCGCCAAAACAAAUGGUGGCUACCAAACAUGGCUGCUGGGCUACCAAACAUGGCCGCCGGGCCGCCAAACCCAAUGGUGGCUACCAAACAUGGCCGCCGGGCUGCCCAACCCAAUGGUGGCUACCAAACAUGGCUGCUGGGCUACCAAACAUGGCCGCUGGGCCGCCCAACCCAAUGGUGGCUACCAAACAUGGCUGCUGGGCUACCAAACAUGGCCGCCGGGCUGCCCAACCCAAUGGUGGCUACCAAACAUGGCCGCCGGGCCGCCAAACCCAAUGGUGGCCACCAAACAUGGCUGCUGGGCAACCAAACAUGGCCGCCGUGCUGCCCAACCCAAUGA